AUGGUCGACGGAGUUGAUCCCGAUGUUUUCAAGAUGCAGGCAUUGAUCAUCCGCGAGCGCAUUUUGACGGGUGCCCACCAAGAAGUUCAUUAUUACUUGAGGUAUCGAGGAGCCGUUUAUUGCGACUCCGGCCUGAUGUCCCGCUGCUACGACCUUUGGCUGCACGCCCUCAAUCUGCAGCAAAAGUAUUUGCAGCCGCUCAACCAGCAGACGAUGCAAACCCUGUUGGCGUUCCAGGAAACCUUCACCCUGGUAAUUGACGAACACACGAACGUACAGCCCGUCGCGAAGGAGCUCGGAGACCAGGUGGCGAUCAUCUAUGAGAAGGCUGUCGAUGAGAUCGAACGACUUGUCGCCUGGGGAUCGAAGCCACUGUUUGAAGAGUGUUCCGGUGAGGAUCACGAGCACAAUAUCGACGAAGAAAAGGAAAAUUUGCUCUUCAUUAUCCUGCAGCUGCUUUUCCUGGUACAUCGCGCUGCCCUACCGCCCACCUACGUGACCGUCGAACGGGACGAAAUUUUGGCCAAGGAGCGCGAGGCGUUCGUGGACGUGGAGCGCCUGGUCAACGUCUGCCGCGAAAUUGGCCUCUUCCCGUUGCACCUGGCCUGCACAUCGAAUGAAAGCCAGGAACGGCGAGGUUUUAACGAAUUCUACUCAAUGUUCCCGCAACAAUACGUCGUCGAACGGUUGGUGGAAGCCGGCGGCCGUUUGGAUGAAGUAGACGGGCCCACCAGAGAAACGCCAUUGCAUCGGCUGAUCACCAGCGACUCGUACCCCGACGGACAUUGGCAAAUCGCGCGCUAUCUACUGCAGCAAGGGGCGCCGGCUUUGGCUAGGAAUGCUGACAAUAAGACGUGCCUUGAGUUGAUUCAGAAGCACAUGACGCUGCUGUUGGAAAAUUAUAAUGCCGGAAACCUGAUCACCCUGGCCGGACUUGCAGCAAACGCCGUCCGACGGGCAGAAAUCCCCUACGAGGAGCUGGUCCCGCACGAACUUUUGGCAAUGAUGAAGCUCCAC
Molecule: messenger RNA, 1017 nt
Organism: Mesorhabditis spiculigera
Lineage: Eukaryota; Metazoa; Nematoda; Chromadorea; Rhabditida; Rhabditidae
Source: the annotation of a GenBank genome assembly